This is a messenger RNA of Puntigrus tetrazona (Sumatra barb), 974 nucleotides long. RefSeq names its product glutathione S-transferase pi 1 (gene gstp1.2). Gene Ontology annotation, molecular function: glutathione transferase activity. Gene Ontology annotation, biological process: glutathione metabolic process. Bases 146 to 772 code for a protein of 208 amino acids. Lineage: Eukaryota; Metazoa; Chordata; Actinopteri; Cypriniformes; Cyprinidae. The transcript is spliced from 7 exons. The record is from RefSeq and is a predicted model, not a curated record. Gene Ontology annotation, cellular component: cytosol.
UGUGCCAAGAGGGCGCGCGCGUGACUCAUCAAAAACUUUGAGGCUUAUAAAGGAGCGUCGCGAGGACUUCUGUGCACUGCAUUUCAGGAGCAGCUCGAGCACUGUCCGAAACGCUCAGCCUUCACCGCCCACUCUGUUCUACACGAUGGCUCCCUACACACUCACAUACUUUCCGGUCAAAGGCAGAUGUGGUGCCUUGAAGAUGAUUCUGGCGGACAAUGACCAGACCAUUAAGGAGAACCUGGUGUCCAUAGAGGAGUGGAUGAAGGGUGAUAAGAAAGGCUGCUGUCUCUUUGGUCAGUUGCCUAAAUUUGAAGAUGGUGACCUGGUCCUUUUUCAGUCCAAUGCCAUUUUAAGGCAUGUGGGUCGCAAACAUGGCGCAUAUGGAAAAAAUGACAAUGAGGCUUCUCUUAUUGACAUGAUGAACGAUGCAGUUGAAGAUCUUCGCCUAAAAUACAUCAAAAUGAUCUACCAAGAAUAUGAGACUGGUAAGGAAGCAUACUGCAAAGAACUGCCCAACCAGCUCAAACCAUUUGAGUCUAUUCUGUCCAAAAGCAAAUCUGGAUUCCUAGUUGGCGAUCAGAUCUCAUUUGCCGAUUACAACCUGUUCGACCUUCUGCUGAAUCACAAAGUCCUCUGCUCUUCCUCUCUGGACUCCUUCCCAACUCUCAAGAGCUAUGUGGAUAAGAUCGCUGCCCGCCCCAAAGUCAAAGCCCUCCUGGAGUGUGAAAAGUUCAAGAACCUUCCCAUCAAUGGCAAUGGCAAGCAGUAGUUCAGUAGAAGGCUGACUUGCUGCAUUCACCUGCUAACAAUGGCACUUGCUGUUAAAAAGGCCUUAACUGGUGUUCUGUGAUUUAGCAAAACAUCUCUUGUCUUUGUACCUGUUUUGUAUGUUAAACAGUUUUCUAAAGUUUUUACUAACCAAAAUCCAUGUAUCAAUUAUCAUGAAUAAAAAAAAAAGUAAACACCCAGAA